GGUCCCCGCCCGUGCGGUGUGCGCGCCUCUGCUCGCUGACUCGCCUCCUCCUCCUCCGCCUCCUGCUGCUGCUCGGUUGCGUCCACGGGAGCCCCGAUCACUUUACAGGCGAUCAUUGUUCCCCAAGUGAAAAACAAGCGCCACUCUGAGCUGGGCGCUCGCUGCUGGCGCUGCUGCUUGCUCCGGAGAGGACCCAGACAUGCCUCCUGCUGCGGCCCGCGCCUGGCACCUGCGGGCGGCGCUCCUCUGCGCCCUGAUUUGCGCGCACGGCGGGGUCCCCAGCCAGGCAGGAGAAUGCAAAGAAUUGGAGUCAUGUGACAAGUGCAUUGAAGGAGAUGCUACUCUGAACAUCACGAACUGCGUGUGGAUGCACUGUCGAGAGUCUGAGGAGAAGCCAGGUUCCGGUAGCUGUGUUGUGAAGGGAGAGCCGGCCAAGGAGAAGUGUCACUUUUACAAUGUCACUACCAGCUGUGAAGCAUCCGAAACAACCACCAAGCAACCUCCACAGCCAACCACUAAAGAGCCUCCAAAGCCAUCCACUAAGGAGCAUGAGAUCAUCACACUUGGCACAACGGCCAGCCCUCCGCUAACUGACUCCCCGGAGUUCCACCCGCCAGGAUUUGACUCUGCCAGCUUCAUUGGGGGAAUCAUCCUGGUGCUCAGCCUCCAAGCCGUUGUAUUUUUCGUGGUGAAAUUCCUCAAGGCAAAGGACAGCACCUAUCAGACACUGUGGUGAACAAAACCCUAGCCAAAUAGCUCUACAUCCCUGCUGUGUGUAACCUUUGGUCAGUGUUAAAGGAAAUUUCAAAUGUUCUGUGAGAGACUCUCCUCCUUGCAUGCGCCCAACAAUAUUUCUGGGUUUCUCAUCUGUAUCUUCUGCUGCCAUCUCUUUCUCCAACAGAUCCUUUCAGAGAAUCACCAGCUGGGUUCUCCUCCUCUCAAUCUGUCCUUGAUUCUCUUUCUUUCUUUCUUUCCUCCCACCCACCUCUCAUAGGAGAGUGUGGGAUCAAAAUAUGUCUUUAAGCCUGCUUCACUCAAUGAUGCUUUCUCCUACACAGGUAAUCCACUGACAUAGUCAUGUGUGGAUUAUGGCAUGAGCAUCAUCUUUUGCUUCAGUUGCAUGUGUUAGGAAGCCAGUUGGGCAGGGCCUGUUAUGGAGUGAAGUGACUGCCUCAGGCGGCAGGUGCUUGGGGGCUGGCAGUGGUGAUGACAGGUUGAGAGGCCAGAACUGUGUCUGUAACAGAGCCUGGCCUGCAUGCCCAGCUAGCCUGCUGUCCUGCGGUAAGCUGGACAAGUCACCAGUGUUCAAGUAAAAUUCAUAGAAUCAUAGAGUUAGAAGAGACCACAAGGGCCAUCCAGUCCAACCCCAUUCAGUCGAAAGUCCAGUUGGCUUCUGAGUGAGUGUGGUGGUACCAUUUUGGUCAUUGCCUCAGGGGGCAGCAAUGGCUGCACACACACCAUACUCUUAAAGCACAUGACUCUUCCCCCCCCCCCAAAUAAUCCUGGGGAAUGUAGUUUGUUAGGGGUGCUGGGAAGUGUAGCUCAGUGAGGGGUAAACUAAAGUCCCCAGGAUUCUUUGCGGGAAGCAAUGUGCUUUAAAUGUAUGGUGUGUACACAGCCAAUGUGUUCUGCUUUGAAGUUGGACUUGGCUGGGUCUUAGUUGAAUCUUUUUGCCCCAGUUUUGGAUCUCUUCUCAGUCAAGGCUCAGUUUAAGCAGCGGGCCAGCUAGGAACACAUUAUUGGGGGCCAUGGAGGAAGAAUUUGAGGCAAGAUAAGACAGUUGUAUCCCUUUGCCCAAAGCCUUGGACCGUAUUUUCAGCUUUUUAAAUAAAUAAAAAGCUGUGCGAACCAAAGCCUGCCACUGUUCCUUUCCAGCUUUUAAAACAUCCUUAGGCAGCUGGCUCACUUCCGAAGCCAGUCUGGCAAAAUCACCCCAGAAGCCUAGCUAUUGAGGGCUUAACUUCCUUGAUGAUUGCAGCCAUGCGUGAUCCCCAAAUUUUGACCGUGGGUGCAUUUGCUCGUGCUGAUUCCUGCCCUAAAUCGUAAUUUUUCGGGCACCUUGAGAGAGGGGUUUGUUUGGCUUUCCAGCACUGGGGAAAGCUGCCGCUAUUAGGGGCGGCUGGGAUGUCAACCAAACAGUGAUUGCUGUUGUUUUUUCUUCGCAGCGUUCCUCUCACUCUCUUAUUUCUGUUUGUGUAACAAAUUGCUUAGACCUAGCUUGAUUCUAUUCCCAAUAGAACAUUGGGCUCAUUCAGGCUAUCUUUUGCACCAUACUUUCCAGGCACAGGCCUGCGCUUUAAAGCUUUGUGUCCGGGUGGGGUUUUUCCCCCCUAUGGCUUUUUCCAGGAAAACCCACGUUUUACUGCUGAAUCAGAGCAAAUGGCAAUUUGCAGAAAACCGAGCUAUUCAGUGGUGAAAUGCAGGUUUUCCCAGGGAAAGCAGUGGGACAAACAAACAAACAAACUUUCAGACAUGGGGCUUUAAAGCCCAGAACCGUGCCUAUUAACACGGCACAAAAGGUAGUUUGGAUGAACCCAUUGCUCCUGUCGUUUUUCAAAACUCUCUGAAAGGCAGGUGUAUCUCCCCUCCCGACAAAAAACAAAAACAAAUAGUGCUGCAUUCAUGAGGAGAACUGUCCUUGCUGAAAAUUCAGCGUUCUUUAAAGGGAACAGGAGCUCUGCUCUUCUGGGGGUAGCCCCCAUCUUAAUCUGGAGCAUAAAGUACAAAUCUCUUAACACCUUAUUCUCUCUUAACUUGGUCCAUUCUGCUUCUGUGUUCUUAACUGUACCCCCGUCCUUGGCUCCAAACUAAAGCUUGUAAUUUUGCCAUAGCUCUAUUACGUCCAUUCCUCUCCAGACCCUGUUAACCUGAGCACUAAUGCUAGCCAAGGGGAACCUUCUAUUUACUUGGCGUAUCAGUGACUCUCUACCAGAAAUGUGUGUAUUGGGCGUGUUUAAAGGGGCAUUGUGCUUUGAUAUUGUCUCUAACCUCAUGUCCCCAAUUGCCAUCUCCCCACCCUUUUUUUUUUGUAUCUCCCUUGCACGCUGCCUGUCAUCAGAGAGGACAACCAGCAGUAGGUGUAGCUGUGUGUGAAAGAACAGUGGGAAGUAAUGGGCUGUCUCUGGAAGCAGGAAAACCUACGCACCUUCUCUUAGACCCGCUCCCUUCGUGGGGCUCUUUCCUCAGAGCCAAGAAAGGCUAUUAUGGGCCUGUUUUUAUGCAUUCAGCAGCAUCAAAUGAUCUUUUCCUGGACCAUAGAACAUUAGCCUGCCGCGAGGAGCUUGCAUGUUUGACUGUUCCUCCUUGCACAGAGAAAUGUAGCAUGUCUUCAGAGAAAGCUACUUUGAAAUCCCUGGCCUUUUAGUUUUUCAUGUGCCGGUGAUUGAUUUUAUAUAUAUAU
This is a messenger RNA of Zootoca vivipara (common lizard), 3400 nucleotides long. NCBI's taxonomy places the organism in Eukaryota, Metazoa, Chordata, Lepidosauria, Squamata, Lacertidae. The record is from RefSeq and is a predicted model, not a curated record.